Messenger RNA from Cyphellophora attinorum, 1101 nucleotides. RefSeq names its product Protein TOXD. Gene Ontology annotation, molecular function: oxidoreductase activity, acting on NAD(P)H. Lineage: Eukaryota; Fungi; Ascomycota; Eurotiomycetes; Chaetothyriales; Cyphellophoraceae. The transcript has a single exon. The record is from RefSeq and is a predicted model, not a curated record. The coding region runs from base 1 to 1101 and encodes 366 amino acids.
AUGGCUUCGACAGCAAUCCCAAAGACGAUGAAGGCACUGACUAUUCACGGCAAAACUGCUCGUUUGGUCCUAAAUCGCGCCGUGCCGUCUCCGCGACCUGACCAGCUACUCGUCAAAGUCCACUCCGUAGCCCUCAACCCUACAGAUUGGAAAGGCGUGUCCCGCGGCGCAGCCAAAGAAGACUCCCUCCUGGGCUGCGACUACGCCGGCACCGUGGUCAGCGUCGGCAAUGCCGUCACCAAGAAGUUCUCCCCUGGCGACCGCAUCGCCGGCGUUGCCCACGGCAACAACUACAGCGAUAUCACUGAUGGUGCCUUUGCCGAGUACAUCACCGUGAAAGGCGACGUGCAGUUCCAUAUCCCGGAGUCUUUGUCCUUUGAGUCAGCCUCCACGCUUGCUCUCGGCCUCACGACUGUCGACCAAGGCCUGUUCCAAAAAGCCCUGAAGCUCAAUCUUCCCACCAACCCAACCAAGAACCACGAGUUCGUCCUGAUCUACGGCGGCUCCUCCGCCACCGGCAGCCUAGGCAUCCAAUUCGCCAAAGCGGCCGGCUACCGCGUCAUCACGACGUGCUCGCCGCGAAACUUCGACUUCGUGAAGUCUCUAGGCGUGGACAAGGCAUUCGACUAUAACUCACCGACUUGCGCCAAGGACAUCAACGUAUACACAGACAACAAGCUCAAGUACGCGUGGGACACCAUCUCGCUGCCCUCGUCGCAGAAGAUCGUGGCGAAAGCGCUCUCCUCUGAUGGUGAGGGUGCGAGGUCUGGCACGAUCCUCCCGGAGAAGCUGCCUAGGGAUGAUGUCACGUCUACGAGUACGUUUAUGUACACGAUCUUUGGCGAUGCGUUUGUGAAGGGUGGGAAGGAGUUUCCUGCUAGCAAGGAGGAUCAUGAGUCUGCGAAGACGUUGUUGGGGAUUGCUGAGGGGAUGUUGAAGGAUGGGACGCUGAAGCCGCACCCGGAGAAGGUUGGGAAGGGUGGAUUGAAGGGUGUGUUGCAGGGGUUGUUGGAUCUGAAGAAUGAUAAGGUUAGUGGGGCGAAGUUGGUGUAUAGGGUUGGAGAGACGCCGGGGGAGGAGGCGGAGCAGAGCUUUGCGUAG